Messenger RNA from Lingula anatina, 2046 nucleotides. Its product is annotated as regucalcin. Gene Ontology annotation, biological process: L-ascorbic acid biosynthetic process. The record is from RefSeq and is a predicted model, not a curated record. Lineage: Eukaryota; Metazoa; Brachiopoda; Lingulata; Lingulida; Lingulidae. Gene Ontology annotation, molecular function: enzyme regulator activity; gluconolactonase activity; calcium ion binding.
GUAGCGUCGAUAUGACAAGUUUAGUAUGCAUGAUACCACAGUGAAGUAAUCUGGGUCUGCUGGUAUACCGAGCACUUGCUGCACAAAUUGAGCAAGACUCCAAGCUGAAUUGACUGAUAUUUUAAAGAAUCUAAAUAUUAAACCGACCGUGCAGGAAGAUGUCAGUGAGCGUUCUGUUGGAGAAUGUUGCGGGUUUCACUGGAGAGGGACCACACUGGGAUGAGACGACUAACCGUCUGUACCACGUGGACAUUGGGGGGAGUACUGUCCACCGCUGGGACGCUGGAACACAACAGAACAGCUCCGUUAAUGUUGGUGGCUAUACGGGGUUUGUGAUUCCUUCCACUAAGGGCGAUUUGAUCAUCGGUCUGGAGAAUAAAAUUGCCCGCCUAAACUGGGACACGAAAGAAGUCAUUGAACUGGCCGAGGUCCAACACGGACAAAAUACGAGGUUUAACGACGCCAAGUGCGAUGCCUCGGGAAGGCUUUGGGCCGGUACCAUGUCUCGUGAAUCGUACCCAUCCCAGCCGGAGGAUAUCAAAUUUGAGAAAGGGGCGUUCUAUUCUUACAGCGUUGAUGGGGUGAUUAAACAACAACUGGACAAAAUCACCUGUUCUAACGGCAUGGCGUGGACCAAGGAUAAUUCCGUGAUGUACUACAUUGAUUCUAUCCCAAGGAAGGUGUACGCCUUUGACUUUGACAUAAACAAAGGCACUUUAGCAAACCGUAAAGUGGCUAUAGAUUAUGGAGACGAGAGCACGCUGUCUUCCCUAGGAUAUCCUGACGGGAUGUGUAUGGACACGGAAGGCAAGCUCUGGGUGGCAUGUUAUGGGGCUAGUAAAGUGAUCAGAUUUGAUCCCGAGACAGGAAAACCGCUCCGGGAAAUCAAGUUUCCAGAUUCACGAAGAAUCACCUCUUGUUGUUUUGGCGGUGCCAAUUUUGACGAGUUGUUCGUCACCUCUGCUAAGAGUGUAGAUCCUGCGGAAGAUGUUAAGUUUCCCCUCGCGGGCUCCGUGUUUAGGGUCACUGGGCUGGGGGUGAAAGGAUGCCCAGCGUCCAAAUUCGAUGGAUAAAAGCUCAACUGGCGUUCUACGUCAUCGAGGUUGUUUACAAACCUUUAAUGUAGAAAACGAAAAAACUUUCUCCUUAUGUUACCGAUAAUACAACCCAUGGAGAUAAUAACAAUAAAGAUUUAAUUAGUCACUGCACAUAUGAAAUUACUUGAAAGAAGAAAUGAUAAAAACCCCAUUCAACACUUCAUAAAAAUUUUGUGCCUCAUUAAUUUCAAGUUAAUGAUUAUUGGAUGUGUAAAAAUUUGUAUAUCUUCUAUUAGAAAACACCUAAUUAACGCCACGUGCUAAGGUACAAGUAUUAAAUUCAAUCGAUCAUCUGACAAAAUGGCAGCAGAAUAAUUUUGUCAGUAAAUAAUGUAUACAUUAGUAAUGUUGUGUCGCAUCUCUGGGGUUUUAGUGACUCAGAUAAAACGGUUGCGAAUUGCGUAUUAUAACACGGUAAUGUUAUACAAUUUAUCCGUCUUUAUAGUAAAAUCACAAGCCAAAGAGAAGCCAAAAUUUAAAACAAAACUCUCUUUAAAGUAAUAAAUUAAGAUAUGAAUGUCCACCCCUUUUGAGAUGACAGAAAAGGGAGACUCGGUGACGAUUCUAAAAUUGUAGAGGUACUUUGGCCUCAUUAUUUUCAUUUGGCUCUUUUGAUCUCUUCCACCAAAAAUAUAAAACAGGCAUCACACCUGAGAUAAUUUCGUUAAAACCAGUCCCAGGUCCGAGCGUUAUGGAACUUUCCAACCCGGAGAAUAUAUACACAUUCAGGACAAUUGUAACAAAUAUUGGAGUCCCUGUAUUUACUUUUAUUGAUGUUCCUUUUAUGUUGCACAGAUACAUAUCCGCUUACUAAUAGAUUUAAGGCACGCAAUCAGUACGCUUCCCUAUAAAAAAUGGGCCUCUAAAGUAAAGAGAGAGAGAGAUCGUCGCGACUGUCCCUGCCUGCGUGCCAGACUGUAGCCCGUAUGUGAGGAAUAAAGAGUACUUG